GGCAGGUGGCUUGAAAAUGCCCAGAUCAGCCUGGCGCCCUGUUAGCAGUCAGUAUCUAAAUCUAUUUCUGUGUCAUGGGAAGGAGUGAUGUAAACAUUGACACUGCAGUUGACAGCGCUUCGCCCUCUGUACGGAAAGCGAGAGAAAGGACUUUGCCUGGCGUGCCCGGGUGGGAGGGCCUCAAACUUGACAGAAAAACCAUGGAAGAGCUAAGAUGGCUGAGUUUCCAGAUGACCAGACUGCUCGGCUGUGUGACAACUGCAAAAAGGAAAUUCCUGUGUUUAAUUUUACCAUCCAUGAAAUCCACUGUCAAAGGAACAUUGGUGUGUGCCCUGUCUGCAAGGAACCAUUCCCCAAAUCUGAUAUGGACAUUCACAUGACCACAGAGCACUGUCAGGUGACAUGCAAAUGUAACAAGAAGUUGGAGAAGAGGCACUUAAAGCAGCAUACGGAGACUGAGUGUCCUCUGCGACUUGCUGUCUGCCAGCACUGUGAUCUGGAGCUUUCUGUUCUCAAGCUAAAGGAGCAUGAAGAUUACUGUGGCGCCCGGACAGAGCUGUGUGGCAGCUGUGGGCGCAAUGUGCUUGUGAAAGAGCUGAAGACUCACCCUGAAGUGUGUGGGAGAGUGGAGGAAGAAAAGAGAGAUGAGGCUGUCAUCCCUCCUGAUUCCUAUGAUGAGUCUUGGAGUCAGGAUGGAAUCUGGAUUGCAUCCCAGCUCCUCAGACAAAUUGAGGCCCUGGACCCUCCCAUGAGACUCCCUGGAAGGCCCCUGAGAGCCUUUGAGUCGGACCCUUUCCACAGUAGGACUGUCAGCCAGAGGAACACGACAGCCCAUUUUCCAGUUCAGAAUAAUCUGGUUGAAGAACAAGAAAGGCAGGAAAGGAAUAGAAGCCAGCAGUCGCCAAGAGAGAGUGCUGAAAAUAAUGCACACUUGGACUUCAUGUUGGCCCUGAGUCUGCAGAAUGAGGGACAGGCCUCCAGCAUGGCAGAACAGGGCUUCUGGGGGUCUGUGCCUGAGGCAGAUCCAGCACAUGGUGGGUCCACUUCUCUGGGUGAUAUAAAGGGUGCGGCUGAUGAGACUCUGCUGCCCUGUGAGUUCUGUGAGGAGCUGUACCCGGAGGAACUGCUCAUUGACCAUCAGACAAGCUGCAACCCUUCACAUGCCUUACGUUCACUCAAUACUGGCAGCUCUUCCAUCAGGGGGACAGAGGAUCCUGGUGUCAUCUUCCAGAACUUUCUACAGCAGGCAACAAGUAACCAGUUAGACACUUUAAUGGGCCUAAGCAACACAGCUGCUGUGGAAGACAGCAUUAUCAUCCCCUGUGAGUUCUGUGGGGUACAACUGGAAGAGGAGGUGCUGUUCCAUCAUCAGGAGCAGUGUGACCAACGCCCAGCCACAGCAAACUACCAUGCAAUGGAGGGCAUCCCUACACAGGAUUCCCAGCCUGAAGACACUUCACCAGAGCUGCCCAGGAGGAGGAUCAAAUACCAGGGAGAACUGUCUUCAGGCUACAUGGAUGAUGUCAAGCAGGAAGCAGCAAAAGGCUCCACCUACUCACUGUCUCCUAGCAGAACCAUGAACAACGUGACUACCUGUAACCCACUGUUGAACUCAGCAUCAGGCUCCAGAUCUGAGUGCCAGCCUAGCCCUCCUCAUGUGCUGAAGCUCAACAACUCAGACAGCCAGGACAUUCGAGGGCGGAAUCGAGGCAGCCAGAAUGGGCCUGUAGCAUCUGGGCAUGCUCCAGUGAUCCACUCUAUUCGAAAUCUCUAUCCAGAAAACCUUGCGCCCUCUUUUCCUCAGGGGCCCCCUGGGAGAUAUGGAGCCAGUGGGAGGAGUGAAGGUGGUCGGAGCUCUCGGGUCACCCCUGCAGCUGCCAGCUACCACAGCAGAUCCCCAAAGGCAAAGCCUCCUAAGCAGCAGGAAGCAGGGGAUGCAGAGGAGGAAGAGGAGUAAUGGUGACUAUGGGGGGCUUUUACUGCCUACCCCUAUGCAUAGCAGCACGUGCUGGUGCAGUGUCCAGCUGCCUCUCUGGCUCAUCAAGCAGGAGAGACUCCUGAUUUUAAUUUUUUCCAGAUUACGGCCAUUUUGUGUCUUUGAGAUUGUGCUGUGGGUGCUUGGGUUGGAGGGAGGGCUAGCUGGGAGGCCCUUGCUGCUACUGUUGGGCAGCAGUGAGAUGAGGACAUCUGUGCCCUCUUGGCCCAUAAGGGUUCCAUCCAUAGUAUACCAUUACCAUUACCACUGCUUCUUGGUGCUUUGUGGUCCUGGUGGACAGAGAGGAGGGUUCUGGGAAUCUCAGAGCUACCAGUGAAGCAAUUCUCUCUUUGUGAGGGCCUAAGCUUGGGUUUACAGCAUGUUAGGAACAAGUUGAGCUGCAGGUACAUGGACUAGAGGCCACUUUGGUGCUUCUAGGUCAUUCACCACCCUCUGUUCCUGAUGGGGCAUAUAUUGCUUUGUUCUCAAUGUCCCUACCAGGGCCACGCCUGCCCUCAUGAGGACUGAGGUUCCAGCCCCUUCCCUUUUUAUUUUACUGUUCUAAUUAUCUAUUUCCUUGUAAUAGAAAUAAAGUUUGUAUUCAGAGUUCA
This is a messenger RNA of Myodes glareolus (Bank vole), 2586 nucleotides long. RefSeq names its product TRAF-type zinc finger domain containing 1 (gene Trafd1). NCBI's taxonomy places the organism in Eukaryota, Metazoa, Chordata, Mammalia, Rodentia, Cricetidae. The record is from RefSeq and is a predicted model, not a curated record. Gene Ontology annotation, biological process: negative regulation of innate immune response. Gene Ontology annotation, molecular function: zinc ion binding. Gene Ontology annotation, cellular component: mitochondrion.